This is a messenger RNA of Python bivittatus (Burmese python), 991 nucleotides long. Lineage: Eukaryota; Metazoa; Chordata; Lepidosauria; Squamata; Pythonidae. The record is from RefSeq and is a predicted model, not a curated record.
AUGUUUUGGUGGAGGGAAAACUCUGUGACUCAGAUAUAGUAGCGGAUUGCACAGUUGGAGACCCUGUGAAGCUGGAAGUGAAACUGACCAAUUGGAGCAAACACAGUGUAGGACCCUUCUCUCUCACUGUGAUCCCAUACCAAGAUUAUCAAAAUGGUGUCCACAAUUAUGAUCUCCAAGAUGGCAUAACUUUUGUGGGAUCCAACACCUUUUAUAUUGAUACAGUUAAGCCAACAGAAAACUCCAUGUGUGUUGGAGCUCUUCUUUUUCUCUGCACGGGCGACUUUUACUUGAACAUCAAGUUCCACGAAGACAAUUCAAACAAGGAGUUUCCCCCUUCAUGGUUUUGCCUGCCCAGUGUUCACAUCCGAGCAGUGCAGUCUGUGAUCCAAACCAAGUUGUAGAUGUCAAAGUAUAGUGUAAUAUUGCAUUGACCACCUUGCUCAGCAAGGCUGGGUCUGGGUCCCAUUUACCUCCCUCUUGCUUUCUAAUCCAAGAUUUCUACAUGCCCUAGAGAGGCACGCUCAAGUACUACCUACAGGUAGCUAACUGUAACUGGACAAUUGCUUUUGUUCAUUUGAGAAGAGGUAAUUGUGAAUACUGAAACUGAACUGAAUUUUCUUCCUUCAGAAUGGUUUACAGGAUGAUCUCCUUUUUAGAAAUAUGUUUCGGUUGCUGUUAAAAUAUAACACUGGCCUGUAUCUAUCGAUUUUUGAAAAAAUAAUCUUCAAGUUAAUUGAAUCAAUGCUUGUCUACUUGGAUGAUGUCUAUAAAGUUAUCUUAAUAUAAGUCAUGACCUGCACUUCUAAAUUCUUUUUCUGUGUUCACUUGAAUUUUCUGUGUUCUUUUGAACUUUUAAAAAUAUUCUAAAAUCUUUGAACGGUAUAGGAGACUCAAAGGUUUUCUUCUUUUGCUGGCAGAGUCAGUUUCAGUUCUCAGGAUUGGAUUUAAAUACAGUUGUUGACAAUCUCUACCUUUUUUUUUUUCUUUU